AUGCUUUUGGCUGAGAUCUUUGCCGCAUCUGCGUUCCUCUCAAUCGCGGCCGUAGCUGCUCCCGCUCCCCAGAUCAUCUACGACCCCGUUUACUUCUGCCCGCUAGUCGACAGUAGCGAAGAAAUCACUGGCACCCCCUGGCAGAUUGGACUGUCCAUUCCAGGCGGCGACACAAUCAGCGUCACCGAAUCACACUCCGUCAGCACCACAUGGACGGUGGGCGGCGAUCUUGGCAUAAGCGCUGGAGGACUCUCCGCCGGCAUCUCCGCGUCGGUCUCUGAGACUGUCACCGACAGCGUCGGUGAGGGCACGUCGGCCAAGUGUCCCGAGGGCGCCUGGCACUGCAGCAUGGCCAUCGUGCCGAGCGUGUCGCACGUCAAGGGCCACCUGCACCAGCAGAACAACGACGAGAGCUGCGAUGUCGACCGCAUCUCGCAGGACGACGGCGGCGAGGAGGGCAAGCAGUUUGAGUUCCUUAUUCCGAUCAAGGACUCGUCUGGCAACGGCAAGUGGACGUAUGAUGUGUGCACUUGCGGGAACGUGCAGAAUUGGGCUGAUCCGGGACACCCGUCGCUCAUAUGUCCCGAGGACUGCACGCCCCAUGAUAGCUGA
Mytilinidion resinicola is the source of this 612-nucleotide messenger RNA. RefSeq lists its product as uncharacterized. Bases 1 to 612 code for a protein of 203 amino acids. The transcript has 2 exons. The record is from RefSeq and is a predicted model, not a curated record. NCBI's taxonomy places the organism in Eukaryota, Fungi, Ascomycota, Dothideomycetes, Mytilinidiales, Mytilinidiaceae.